ACGUGAGAGUUUGGAAUCCGAGAGCGCAAGUGUCCGCCGGUUUCCCCUGGUUACCUUCGGGCGCACCCCUUCCACCCUUCCGCAGGCCCUCGUGGGCCGCUGCCGUACGCCGUCAUGAAGACAAAGCCCGUUUCCCACAAGACCGAGAACACGCAUCGGUUUCUUACAUUUGCUGAACGAUUGGGGAAUGUGAAUAUUGAUAUUAUUCACCGGAUCGAUAGAACUGCGAGCUACGAUGAGGAGGUUGAAACCUACUUUUUUGAAGGUCUGCUGAAAUGGAGAGAAUUGAACCUUACGGAACACUUUGGGAAAUUUUACAAAGAAGUUGUUGACAAAUGUCAAUCAUUCAAUCAGCUGGUCUAUCAUCAAAAUGAGAUAGUUCAGAGUUUGAAGACUCACCUGCAAAUCAAGAACAGUUUUGCCUAUCAGCCUCUUUUGGAUUUGGUUGUACAGUUGGCACGAGAUCUGCAGACAGACUUCUAUCCACAUUUUCCGGAUUUUUUUCUGACUAUCACCCCAAUCCUGGAGACUCAGGACACCGAGUUGUUAGAAUGGGCUUUCACCUCGCUGUCAUAUCUUUACAAGUACCUGUGGAGGCUCAUGGUGAAGGACAUGUCCAAUAUAUACAGGAUGUAUAGUACACUCCUGGCUCAUAAAAAACUGCAUAUAAGAAAUUUUGCUGCUGAAAGCUUUACUUUUUUGAUGAGAAAGGUUUCUGAUAGAAACGCACUUUUUAAUUUAAUGUUCCUUGAUCUCGAUGAACAUCCAGAAAAAGUCGAAGGAGUUGGACAGUUGCUCUUUGAAAUGUGCAAAGGAGUGAGAAAUAUGUUUCACUCCUGUACGGGGAAGGCAGUGAAGCUAAUUUUACAAAAGCUAGGACCAGUUACUGAAACAGAAACCCAGCUACCAUGGAUUUUAGUUGGAGAAACACUAAAAAACAUGGUAAAAUCCACUGCGUUCUACAUCUACAAAGAACAUUUUGGUAUAUUUUUUGAACGUUUGCAAGAAUCACUCCAGGACCUACAUAUGAAAGUAACCCAAACUAACUGUGGUGAAAGUUCUGAACAGAUUAAAAGGUUGUUAGAAACUUAUCUGAUACUUGUGAAACAUGGAGGUGGAUCGAAGAUAACCAAGCCUGUUGAUGUUUGUAAGGUAUUGUCUCGAACGUUACAAAUAGCCCAUCUCUCCACAUCUUGUCGGGCGACCCUCUUGGAUGUAAUUUCGGCUUUGAUCCUAGGCGAAAAUGUUGCCUUACCAGAAACCCUCAUCAAAGAAACCAUAGAAAAAAUUUUUGAAAGCCAAUUUGAAAGACCAUUAAUUAUGGAUUUUUCUGAAGUCAUGUUUGCUAUGAAGCAAUUUGAGCAGCUCUUUCUACCCAACUUUCUCUUAUAUAUUGAGGAUUGCUUCUUGAUCGAUGAUGCUGCAGUCCGAGAUGAAGCCCUGGCCAUUUUGGCCAAGCUCAUUCUGAACAAGGCUGCACCUCCCACUGCUGGCUCGAUGGCUAUUGAGAAGUACCCUCUGGUUUUCUCGCAGCAGACAGUGGGAUCCUAUGUAAGGCAGAAGAAGACCAGAUCCAGGGGAGGAAAGGGACAGAGCCCAGUUUUGGGCCAUCUUUUAUCUGUAAUUCAGCUACCCCCAAAUAACGAUGCCACUUUCCUUUCCCAUUCUUGGGCCGCCCUUGUCGUGUUACCGCAUAUCAGACCUCUUGAGAAAGAGAAGGUGAUACCGCUGGUCACGUGCUUCAUAGAGUCACUCUUCAGGACUGUUGACAGAGGGAGCUUUGGAAAAGGAAACUUGUUUGUUCUUUGUCAAGCUGUAAAUACUCUGCUGAGUUUGGAAGAAUCUUCCGAACUUCUUCAUUUGGUUCCCGUGGAACGUGUGAAGAAUUUAGUAUUAAUGUUUCCAUUGGAGCCCUCCGUGCUGCUGCUGGCUGAUCUCUAUUAUCAGAGGUUAUCCUUAUGUGGCUGCAAAGGGCCUCUUUCUGAAGAAGCUUUAAUGGAAUUGUUUCCCAAAUUACAAGCAAACAUUUCAACGGGUAUAUCCAAGAUUCGGCUUUUGACAAUAAGGAUCCUAAACCACUUUGAGGUUCGACUUCCGGAACUAAUGGAGGACGACGGGCUGUCGGAGCGGCAGUCAGCCUUCGCUGUGCUGCGCCAGGCCGAGCUGGUCCCGGCCACUGUGAACGAUUACAGGGAGAAGCUCCUUCACCUGCGGAAGCUCAGGCACGACGUGGCGCAGACCGCAGUCCCCGACGGGCCCUGGCAGGAGGUGCCGCUUCGUUAUUUACUAGGCAUGCUGUAUGUUAACUUCAGCGCGCUCUGGGAUCCUGUGAUUGAACUCAUAAGCUCUCACGCACAUGAAAUGGAAAAUAAGAAAUUUUGGAAUGUCUACUAUGAACAUCUAGAAAAAGCUGCUACACAUGCUGAGAAAGAACUGCAGAAUGAGGUGCCAGAUGAGGAGAAGUGCAUUGGAGAUGCAAGUUGGGAGCAGACCCAGGAAGGCAACGUUGGGGCGCUUUAUCUGGAGCAGUUAACAUUGAAAACCAGCUGUCAGGAAAGACUGGACCACACCAAUUUCCGGUUUCUGCUGUGGCGAGCUCUGGCGAAAUUCCCAGAAAGGGUAGAGGCCCGGUCCAGGGAGCUCUCCCCGCUUUUCUUGAGAUUCAUCAACAAUGAGUAUUACCCAGCAGAUCUGCAGGUUGCUCCGACCCAGGACCUGAGAAGAAAAGGCAAAGGAGUGCUGGCGGAGGAAACAGAAGAACCUGCCGCUGGAGACGACGAAGAAUUGGAUGAAGAGGCGGUGCCCCAAGAUGAGCCCUCUCAGAAGAAGACGACAAGAAGAGCUGCGACCAAGCAGUUAAUCGCUCAUUUGCAAGUUUUCUCUAAGUUUUCAAAUCCACGGGCCUUAUAUCUGGAAUCCAAAUUAUAUGAACUCUAUCUUCAGUUGUUGCUGCACCAAGAUCAAGCGGUACAGAGAAUAACCCUGGACUGCAUAAUGACGUACAAACAGCCCCAUAUCCUCCCUUACAAGGAAAACUUGCAAAGACUGCUUGAAGACAGAAGUUUUAAGGAAGAGAUAGUGCAUUUUAGUAUUUCAGAAGAUAAUACAGAAGUGAAAACAGCCCACCGAGCAGAUCUGUUUCCUAUUCUGAUGAGGAUUUUGUAUGGUCGAAUGAAGAAUAAGACUGGGAGUAAAACUCAGGGGAAAUCUGCUUCGGGCACCCGCAUGUCCAUUGUUCUGAGGUUCCUUGCUGGGACCCAACCUGAGGAGAUCCAGAUAUUCUUAGACCUGCUGUUUGAACCUGUUAAGCACUUCAAGAAUGGAGAAAGCCAUUCUGCAGUCACCCAGGCAGUAGCAGACUUGGAUUUGUCUAAAGUUCUCCCGUUAGGCCGCCAGCAUGGGAUCUUAAACAGCCUUGAAGUGGUGUUGAAGAACAUCAGUCAUCUGAUCAGCCCGUACUUAUCACAGAUCUUGCAGAUUCUGCUCUGCAUGGCUGCGACUGUGUCACACGUUCUCGACCAGCGGGAGAAGAUACAAUUGAGGUUUAUCAACCCACUGAAAAAUUUAAGACGUCUUGCAAUCAAAAUGGUAACUGACAUCUUUUUGGAUUGGGAGUCCUAUCCAUUCAGAACAGAAGAAAUUGAUGCUGUAUUUCAUGGUGCAGUUUGGCCCCAGAUCAGCAGGCUUGGAUCUGAGAGUCAAUAUUCUCCUACUCCUCUGCUGAAAUUAAUUAGUAUCUGGAGCAGAAAUGCAAGAUACUUCCCUUUUCUGGCUAAACAGAAACCUGGGCACCCAGAAUGUGAUAUCCUGGUCAAUGUUUUUGCGCUUCUCUCAGCAAAGAACCUCUCUGAAGCCACAGCCAGUAUCGUGAUGGACAUGGUCGAUGACCUCCUCACUAUUCCGGAUUUUGAGCCCACAGAAACAGUUUCGAGCUUGCCCGUGACCGGAUGUGUGUACGCAGAAAGUGCAGAUGAGUCUAUCACAGUGGGAGGACGAUUAAUUCUACCUCAUGUACCUGCAAUUCUCCAGUAUCUCAGUAGAACCACAAUAAGUACAGAAAAGGUGAAAAAGAAAAAGAACAGGGCCCAAGUCAGUAAGGAACUUGGCAUUCUUUCAAAGAUCAGCAAGUUCAUGAAAGACAAAGAACAAAGCUCUCUACUUAUUACACUUCUCCUUCCCUUCCUCCACCGUGGCAGUAUUCCUCAGGAUACAGAGGUGGAUAUUCUCGUGACAAUACAGAACCUGUUAAAACAUUGUCUGGAGCCCACAAGCUUCCUGAAGCCCCUGGCAAAACUCUUCUCCGUUAUUAAGAACAAGCUGUCAAGACAAUUGCUUUGUACAGUUUUCCAGACGCUUUCUGACUUUGAGAGUGGGUUAAAAUAUAUUACUGAUGUUGUCAAGCUGAAUGCCUUUGAUCAAAGACAUCUGGAUGAUAUCAACUUUGACGCCCGCUUCUCAGCGUUCCAGACCAUCACCUCUUAUGUCAAAGGGAUGCAAACUGUGGACGUUGACUACCUAAUCCCAGUUAUGCAUAAUUGUUUCUAUAAUCUGGAGUUAGGAGACAUGUCUUUAAGUGAUAAUGCCAGCAUGUGCUUGAUAAGCAUCAUCAGAAAGCUAGCUGCCUUGAAGGUCACGGAGAAGGAGUACAGAGAAAUCAUCUAUCGUUCACUUCUGGAGAAACUAAGGAAAGGAUUGAAGAGCCAGACAGAGAGUAUCCAACAGGAUUAUACCACACUGCUUUCCUGUUUAAUUCAAACCUUUCCCAAUCAACCAGAAUUUAAAGACUUGGUGCAGCUUACUGAUUGCCAUGAUCCGGAAAUGGACUUCUUUGAGAAUAUGAAGCACAUUCAGAUCCACAGAAGAGCAAGAGCCUUGAAGAAACUGGCAAAACAACUAAUGGAAGGCAAAAUCAUGCUGUGUUCUAAAUCUCUUCAGAAUUACAUCAUGCCUUAUGCCAUGAGAUCAAUUUUUGAUGAGAAAAUGCUCAAGCAUGAAAAUAUAACCAUUGCUGCCACAGAGAUUAUUGGGGCUAUUUGCAGACAUCUCUCUUGGCCAGCAUAUUUAUAUUACUUGAAACAUUUCAUUCACGUCUUACAGACAGGACAGAUCAAUCAAAAGUUGGGUGUCAGCUUGUUAGUAAUAGUGUUGGAAGCAUUCCACUUUGACCACAAAACUCUUGAAGAACAAAUGAGAAAAAUUCAGAAUGAAGAAAACACAGCAGAAGCGAUCGAGUUGCCAGAGCCUGAAGCCGUGGAACUAGAGCCCAUGGGUGAGGAAAACGUGGAAAGUGGGAGUGACGGAGAACUGGGAAACCCCGCCCCAGCCGACGGUGAGGGAGCAGCAGCUAAGGAAACCGAGUGUGUCUCCCAGGCCUUCUCUUCCCUUCCUCGGAACAAGGAAGAACUGGAGAAGACAAUUAAAAAUAUCCAAGGAGCCAUAACUGGGGAUAUCCUACCCCGGCUACAUAAAUGCCUGGCAUCUACGACGAAAAGGGAAGAAGAACACAAGCUCAUAAAAUCCAAGGUUGUGAAUGAUGAGGAGGUGGUUCGAGUUCCUUUAGCUUUUGCCAUGGUUAAGCUAAUGCAGUCCCUCCCGUCGGACGUCAUGGAAGCUAACCUGCCGGGUAUUUUGCUGAAAGUGUGUGCCCUCCUCAAGAAUAGAGCACAAGAAGUCAGGGACAUUGCACGUAGCACUCUUGCAAAAAUAAUAGAAGACCUGGGUGUGCGCUACCUACAAUACAUUUUAAAAGAAUUGCAGACUACCCUUGUGCGUGGAUAUCAGGUCCACGUGCUGACUUUCACUGUUUACAUGUUGCUGCAUGGCCUCACCUGUAAGCUGCAAGUCGGAGAUUUGGACUCUUGUCUAGAUAUAAUGAUUGAGAUAUUUAACCAUGAGUUGUUUGGUGCCAUUGCCGAAGAGAAGGAAGUAAAGCAGAUCCUGUCCAAAGUCAUGGAGGCCCGAAGAAGCAAGAGUUACGAAUCUUAUGAAAUCCUGGGCAAGUUUGUAGGAAAAGAUCAGGUUACGAAACUUAUCAUUCCGCUGAAAGAGAUCUUACAAAACACCACGAGUUUAAAACUGGCCCGGAAAGUUCACGAGACUUUACGCCGAAUCAUUGCAGGAUUAAUUAUCAACGAGGAAAUGACAGCAGAAUCCAUUCUGUUGCUCAGUUAUGGUUUGGUCAGUGAAAAUCUCCCCCUGUUAACAGAAAAAGAAAAAAACGCAGCAGUCCCUGCCCCGGAUCCACGUCUGCCACCCCAGAGCUGUCUUCUGCUUCCCCCAACCCCAGUUCGUGGCGGGCAGAGAGCAGUUGUGAGCAGGAAGACGAACAUGCACAUCUUCAUCGAGUCUGGGCUCCGGCUGCUGCAUCUGAGUCUGAAGACUUCCAAGAUCAAGUCUUCAAGUGAGCACAUUCUGGAAAUGUUGGAUCCUUUUGUGUCUCUGCUCAUAGACUGCCUGGAUUCCAUGGAUGUGAAGGUGAUCACGGGCGCUUUGCAGUGCCUGAUCUGGGUCUUGAGGUUCUCUCUGCCUUCCAUAGAAACAAAAGCGGAGCAGCUGACCAAACAGCUCUUCCUUCUGCUGAAGGACUACGCAAAACUUGGGGCUGCCAAGGGUCAGAACUUCCACCUGGUGGUAAAUUGUUUCAAGUGUGUGACCAUACUUGUGAAGAAAGUGAAGUCUUACCAGAUAACCGAAAAGCAGCUCCAGGUUCUACUAGCGUAUGCUGAGGAGGACAUUUAUGAUACAUCAAGACAAGCCACUGCGUUUGGUCUCCUUAAGGCCAUUUUAUCAAGAAAGUUGCUGGUCCCAGAAAUCGAUGAUGUGAUGCGGAAAGUAUCCAAGUUGGCCAUUUCCGGGCAGAGCGAGCCUGUCCGAGUCCAGUGCAGACAGGUUUUCCUCAGAUAUAUUCUUGACUAUCCCCUUGGUGAUAAAUUGAGACCAAACUUGGAAUUCAUACUCGCUCAACUGACUUACGAACAUGAGACUGGGAGAGGGUCCGCCUUGGAAAUGAUUGCUUAUCUCUUCGACACGUUCCCUCAGGGACUGCUCCAUGAGAACUGCGCCAUGUUCUUUAUUCCUCUGUGCCUGAUGAUGGUGAAUGACGACUCUGCCACGUGUAAGAAGAUGGCAUCCGUGGCGAUCAAAUCCUUACUCAGCAAAAUCAGCCUCGAGAAGAAAGAUUGGCUUUUCAGUUUGGUUACCACCUGGUUUGGAGCAGAGAAGCGCUUAAGCAGACAGCUGGCCGCCCUGGUCUGUGGCUUGUUUGUGGAAAGUGAAGGAGUCACUUUUGAAAGAAGACUUAGAACUGUUCUCCCUGUGAUUGAAAAGGAAAUUGAUCCUGAAAACUUUGAAGAUAUCAUAGAAGAGACUGAAGAAAAAGCUGCGGAUCGCCUUCUGUUCAGUUUUCUUACACUGAUAAGUAAACUCAUCAAGGAGUGUAACAUUGUUCAGUUUAACAAGCCCGCCCAGACUUUGAGUAAAAUCUGGAGUCACGUGUACUCUCACCUGAGACAUCCGCACAACUGGGUGUGGCUCACGGCGGCCCAGAUCUUUGGAUUGCUCUUUGCCUCUUGCCAACCAGAGGAGCUUAUUAGAAAACGAAAUGUUAAGAAAACAAAAAAGAAACUCUCACCACCUGUAGCAAUCAGGUUCCUAACAAGGGACCUUGACCAAAAGAUGAAAAGUAUCGCCCUCGCCUCUUGCCAUCAGUUGCAUUCCAAGUUCUUGGAUCAGUCUCAAGGAGACCAGAUUAUUAAGAAUUUGUUGUUUGUAGCCAAAGUCUUAUAUUUACUGGAACUCGAUGCUGGGGGAAAGCAAGGUGAGGUAAAAGAAGUCAGGGGGGAACAAGAAGCUGUGGGAGGUGCUGUGGCCAGAGAGGAAGAACACGAGGCCUGUGCAGCUGGGAAGGCAGCAGGUGACAAAGGAGAGAGUGAGCAGGACAAAGAGCACAGCAAGCCAGCCACGCUGCUGUGGCUGAUUCAGAAGUUGUCUCGGAUUGCAAAGCUGGAAGCUGCUUACUCGCCUAGAAACCCCUUAAAGAGAACGUGCAUCUAUAAGUUUCUCGGAGCUGUGGCAGUGGAUCUUGGAGUAGACCGGGUGAAGCCGUACCUCCCAGCGAUCAUAGCUCCUUUGUUCCGAGAACUGCACAGCACCUAUUCGGACCAGGAUCCUUUGCUGAAGAAUCUAUCCCAGGAAAUCAUAGAAUUACUCAAAAAGCUGGUUGGGCUGGAGAGCUUCUCAUUAGCCUUCGCCUCUGUACAAAAACAGGCUCAUGAGAAAAGGGCACUCCGGAAAAAGAGGAAGGCUUUGGAGUUUGUAACUAAUCCUGAUAUUGCUGCCAAGAAGAAGCUGAAGAAACACAAAAAUAAAAGUGAAGCAAAGAAAAGAAAGAUAGAGUUCCUGCGUCCGGGCUAUAAGGCCAAGAGACAAAAGAGCCACAGCCUGAAAGACCUGGCGAUGGUGGAGUAGAGCGCCCGCUGCGCGGACAGUCUCAUGAACUCGCCAGGGUAUCUGCGAGUCAGAAGUCACGGGUUUUAUUAUAAAAGCUAAACUUUGGCAGAGAUUGUAUAUU
Molecule: messenger RNA, 8569 nt
Organism: Molossus molossus (Pallas's mastiff bat)
Lineage: Eukaryota; Metazoa; Chordata; Mammalia; Chiroptera; Molossidae
Gene: UTP20
Product: UTP20 small subunit processome component
Exons: 62
Coding region: 115-8466 (2783 amino acids)
Cellular component (GO): 90S preribosome; nucleolus; small-subunit processome
Source: RefSeq, a predicted model, not a curated record